AAGCAGCAGCAGCACGGAAAAGUUUAUCCAGUCGAACCAGCUUGUGCGCCUUUACGCACCGGUGGAACAGCAGUGAUGGGAGCUUCGCAGACGCGCGCCGCAAAUAAGUACCAGGACCUGACGGAGAAAACUGGAUUUUCAGCGGAGCAGAUCAAAAACCUUCACACAAGAUUUCAGCAGCUCAGUGGCAAUGAAGAAACAAUAAGCAGAGAAAGCCUGGAAAACAUAUCGGCCCUUUCCAACAACCCAAUCAGAAAGCAAAUCAUUGAGGCAUUCUUCGAUAAAAGGAACCAGCAUCAGAAUGAGGUGGGCACCUUCCAGGAGAUCUCCUUCGAGCAGUUCCUCAUGGUCAUGUCCCACUUCCAGCCUCCAACUUUGAAAACGACGGAGGAGGAGAAGGAGGCUAUGAGGAAAGAGAAGCUUCGCUUCCUGUUCAACAUGCACGACACAGACAACGACGGCACCAUUACUCUGGAGGAGUACAGGAAGGUAGUAGAGGAGCUUCUGUCAAAGAGCGGAGCCAUCGGCCAGGAGGCUGCCAAGGCCAUAGCAGAUGCUGCCAUGUUGGAGGUGGCGAGCACAAAUGUGCCCCACAUGGCCCCAGAUGAUUUCUAUGAAGGAAUUACAUUUGAGCAUUUUGAACAGAUUUUAAAAGGCCUGGAAAUGGAGUCGAGGAUGCACAUUCGCUUUUUGGAUGUGGACACGACGACAAUGCGCUGUGGGAAAUCAACCUCUUGAAAGAGCUGUUUUUGUAAAGAAAUGUUUAUGUUGCUGCUGUUUUUAGCAGAACCUCACCAGUCCUUAAAAGGAAUGAAACCAAAUCUCUUUUGAUAUGCACUAAUAUAUUUUUAGACGAGAGGGAACUAAUUCUAGACUGAACACUAUAAUGUAAGUACAUUUUUAUAUGAAUUAUUACGACUGUAUGCUGCUCGUGCAAUUGAAGACUUGACUAGACGCUGUCAGUUUCUUUCUAUAGUUCUUAAGCUUAAAAAAAAAAAAUCAGUUUCAGAAUGUUGUCUGCUCAGUUUUCAAUGUUUGUGAUGCUAAAAGCAGCUGGUGCCACAUAUUUCAAACAGAUUCAUUUCCCGACACCUCUUACUUCUAAUGUAACCUCCAACUAUCACUGUGUUCUCCAGUUUUUCUACAAAUUCCCAGCAUGCAAUAUGAAGGAUUCUUUGUGCUUCGGUGGAAAGGUUCACAUGUUUGAUGCAGUCGGUCAUGCUCAGUGGCUACUCUGGCACUCAUGGGUCGUCUAUCAUGGCUAACAUCCAAAAGCACAAGACUGCAUGCGCAUACCAUUCCUCUGCAGCUCCAGAAUAGUUCCACAUUUCAUUUGUGUGUAACCAGCCACUGCUGCUCCGCCAUGAAGAUCCACUAUUAUUUGAACACUAGCAAAUCAAUCAGACACUUUAGUAACUUUUCACUGAAUUACUUAAAUGAACAAAAUAAAUGUGAGACAUAAAACAAA
Molecule: messenger RNA, 1468 nt
Organism: Stegastes partitus (bicolor damselfish)
Lineage: Eukaryota; Metazoa; Chordata; Actinopteri; Pomacentridae
Product: calcineurin B homologous protein 3-like
Exons: 8
Coding region: 76-738 (220 amino acids)
Molecular function (GO): calcium ion binding
Source: RefSeq, a predicted model, not a curated record